Miscanthus lutarioriparius is the source of this 909-nucleotide messenger RNA. Lineage: Eukaryota; Viridiplantae; Streptophyta; Magnoliopsida; Poales; Poaceae. The record is from the annotation of a GenBank genome assembly.
AUGUCGCACUUCGGGCGCUCCGGGCAGCCGGAGAACCGCGACACUUUCUCCCUCCUCGUCCUCAACGUCUCCUUCCGCACAACGGCUGACGACCUCUUCCCGCUCUUCGACCGCUACGGCGAGGUCGUCGACAUCUACAUCCCGCGUGACCGCAGGACUGGGGAUUCGCGAGGGUUCGCGUUCGUGAGGUACAAUUACGAGGAUGAGGCGCAGGAUGCCAUUGACGGGCUUGAUGGGAUGAGGUUUGGUGGGCGGGCGCUCAUGGUGCAGUUUGCCAAGUACGGGCCCAAUGCUGAAAAGAUUCAUAGGGGUAGAAUUACAGAAGAAAAUCCAAAGCCAAGGGGUCAUUUCAGAAGCCGCAGUCCAAGACCGAGAAUUGCAUGCACUGAAGGAAAAGCUAGCUAUGACCUCAUGCCCCUACUGACUUUGUGUAUCUUGCUACGCAUCGAGAGGAUUAUCGGGAUAGAGACUAUAGAAGGCGAAGCCGGAGCAGAAGUAGGGAGCGAUAUGAACAGGACAGGUACAGAGAUAGUGAUCAUCGUCGCCAUAGGACUCACAGUAUUAGUCCUGACUAUGAUAGGAAACAUAACAGACACAGUGGCUCUCCUGUGCGUAAAAACCCCAGUCAUAGCAGAAGCCGUUCACCUCGUAGGGCACCUCAUGAAGGAACACCUAACAAGCCCAGAGAUGGCAGAAGCCGUUCACCUCAUAGGGCACCUCAUGAAGGAACACCUAGCAAGCCCGGAGAUGGCCGCGCUGCAUGUUCUGGAAGCCCUUGAGCCUAAAGCUGAAAUGCUGAAUAUCGCACAGCUUCUCACGGACAGCUUGAGGCAUCUAGACAGUUCUCGUCAUUUGUAUUUUCUUACUUUUAACUGGUAUGUUACUAAGAUGGCCUUUGUUUCAGUUUAG